This is a messenger RNA of Aspergillus terreus NIH2624, 414 nucleotides long. RefSeq lists its product as uncharacterized. The transcript has a single exon. The record is from RefSeq and is a predicted model, not a curated record. Lineage: Eukaryota; Fungi; Ascomycota; Eurotiomycetes; Eurotiales; Aspergillaceae. Bases 1 to 414 code for a protein of 137 amino acids.
AUGCUCAUCACCCCGUUGAUCGUCUUCAUAGAGUGUAUCGGUCUGCGGGCGAAGAGCUGGGCGCUCGUGGCGUGCGCGCAUCUGCUGCUGCUGCUGCCGAUUGCGGUGCAGACGCUGCUGCCGGUUGUUUAUGCGGCGGAGGCGUUUCCGCUGGAGUUUCGAGGUGCCCCUUCCUCUCUUUUGUCUUCCAGGGUAUAUGCUAAUCCUGAUGGGAUAGAUGUCGGGAUGACGGUCGGCGCGUCGCUGCUGUUUGCGAGUGAGAUGGCCGCGCGCUGGCUCAUCGUCCGGUACAAGGUGGCGCCCAAGAAUGGCGAGUUCUCGGACACGUAUUACUCGUUGACUGCGCUUAUUUGCUUUGGGUACCCGUCUCCAACUUCCGUACGUUUUGGGUGGAAGUAUGCUGACAUGCUUUAG